Messenger RNA from Peronospora belbahrii, 1851 nucleotides. Lineage: Eukaryota; Oomycota; Peronosporomycetes; Peronosporales; Peronosporaceae. The record is from the annotation of a GenBank genome assembly.
AUGUCCUCUCCACGCCAUGACGUUUCCAAUACUGCCACUCAGCUAACGACUGCCACGCACCUAGUAAUAUUACAACAUGGAUUGCUUGGUAGUAAACAUGACUUUGCUCAUUUUGUAAAGAUCUUUUACACUUACUUCAGAUCCAAAGAUUUUCUUUAUCUGCACGCGAGCGAAAGCAACGGGUCGAGGUUUUUCCAAACCUACGACGGUGUGGAUCAAGGCGGUGAGCGCUUGGCUGAUGAGAUUCAGGAUUUGGCAAAGAAAAUGCCAAACUUAGAGAAGUUUUCCAUGAUUGGACACUCACUUGGUGGUCUGUACAACCGCUACUGCAUUGGAGUAUUGCUAAGCCGUGGAUUCUUUGAUAAAAUUGAGCCAAUGAAUUUUGUGACAUUAGCAACACCACAUCUUGGAAUCCGUCGUCCUCGUCGUGGUGCAACCAAUGCCAUAUAUAAUGCGCUUAUGCAGAAUAUAUUUAGUCGAACCGGGGCACAGUUGACACUGACAGAUGCUGCAACGAAGAAAACCGAGGCGCUCAGCCAUUCGUCGAACGCGUACCAGGGCAAGCAUUUCCAUCCAUCGUGGACGGACGAAAGUGGAUUGCUGCUAGUACGUCUUCCCAAUUUAGGGAAGCGACACGACGAUGCUCAAGAGGCGUUUGAGCUGUUUAAGUGCGUCCUCAGCGGUCGAAAGCUACAAGUUUUUGAGAGCAAGGAGGAGGCUGACGAAAACAAUAUAAAGCUGGAGAUCGACCUGUGCUGCACUGAUGUGCAGAUCAUACUACCCAGUGGACGGAACAUCGGCGAUGGCUCCAAUCUUUACUCGAGUUUUAUCGGAUGGGGGGAACAAGAAGAAAACGGAAAUUCCAACAGAUCUGGAAACUUCGACAUCCAGAUCCGUUGGCCUACUCGCACGAAAAAAUCAACGGAUUCCCGCCUCUGCGUGCUCCGCAUUCUCGAAGACAAUAUUCAUCGCGAUUGGAAAUGGCUCGUUGCUCUUAGCAACGCUUGCUUUGGUGUACGCUGUCUAGCUACAACUGAAAGUACAAACGCGCUGAAGCAGCAAACUUCUGCCAUACCACCUCUCCUCAGCUGCUUGACUAGAGGACAGUUCAUGCAGGCGUUGCAGAUGUUCAAAGUGCGCACGCUGUACUCGAACAUAUUCUUCGACAUGCAGGUGCCGUACACAUGCGCGGCGGUACGAGCAUUUAACCCGUACCGCUCCGGCUUGAAAAAGCCCCUGAUGUCUCCCAUGUACCCCCACAUCGCGUUAGACUCUCUCAAGAGUGCGGAGAAACUGCGAGAAACAAUUCCUUUUAAGGUGAAGCGUCUCGCCAUGAAGCACCAAGCAUACAAGCGAGCAGCUCAGGUAUCAACUUUGGAUCCUGAGGAACAGCCGCAUAGUGAUCACGAUGUUGAAGGAAGUAACAUCAGAAGUGGCACAAGCAAUCAAAGCAGCAGCCACGACAACCGCCACGCAUCUGGCUCUCGAAGGCAUUCUACAUCAGCUUCCUGUGAUAGCGGUCGACGGCGUCACCUCUUUCAUGACCGUCGUCGCGGAAAUUCUGCUUGCAGUACGCCUUCACACUGUUCUACUGGGUCUCGCCCGGUACCUUUUGUCGAUGGUGACGUCAUUCUAGAUCAGCUUCCGUACGCUUUCAAGGCUGACACUGAACAAGAUGAGCUGCGUGGCAUGCUGCUAUCUGUACAAAGUCUCGGCUGGCGGCGUAUCGACGUGCUGUUUGGAGGUGUAAUGGCACACGAGCACAUAAUUGCCAAGCGAGCAAACCUAAACAAGCCAUUUGACUCGGGCGUUGACAUUGUGCACCAUAUUAUGGAUACAUUUCUGCUAUAA